UCACACUGGGAGAAAAAUGUCUCCUCGUCUGUCUUUCACCAAUAUCAUCACCGCCUUCCAAAGUCAUGCAAGAGGAUCGAAUAUAUGCGACAAUAUUCCUGCACUCAGCCUCUAAUAUCUGUUCAUAUUAAAUAUCACUGCUGUUCCUUAAAAACUAUAUUAGCCUACAUUAAAGGACUUGGAAAUCCAUGAUCAGGUACUGAAAAUGGACUCCAGGUACCUGCUAAUUCUUGGCUUAUGGACUGUGGCGAUUGGCACCGUGCAGGGGUGCCCUGCACCUUGUAACUGCAUGGAUAAAUAUUCAGUUCAGCUUGCGGACUGCGCUUCCAAAGAGCUCCUUCUCGUGCCCGUGGGACUGCCUUCCAAUGUAACGACCCUCAGCCUGUCGGCCAACAAGAUCCAGGUGCUGAAGGCCAAGAGCUUUGUCAAUGUCACCAUGAUUACCUCUCUGUGGCUUGCCCACAACGCCAUUGUUACCGUGGAGCGGGACACCCUGGCUCCACUGGUCAACCUGAGGAACCUGGACAUCAGCUACAAUAAGAUCGUCAACUUCCCUUGGGAGGACCUGGUCAACCUCACCGCCCUGCAGCUCCUGAAAAUGAACAACAACGAGAUGGUGUCCGUGCCCAAGGACGCUUUCCUCACCCUGAAAGAGCUGCGCUCACUCCGCAUCAACAACAACAAGUUCACCACCAUCGCGCAGGGCACGUUCGAGUCCCUCAGCCUGUCUCAUCUCCAGAUCUACAACAACCCCUUCACCUGCUCCUGCAGCCUGGAGUGGCUGAGGGACUGGAUUCGAGGGGUGACCAUCUCGGUGCCUGAGCAGGAGAACAUUGUGUGCGCGUCGCCCUCGCACCUCAAGGGGGUGACCGUGGUGAAGAUGCCCAAAAUGGACUGCAAGGCGCCCACUGUGACCAUCACCCACCAGCCCAACGUUGAGACCACUGCGCUCUAUGAGGGAUACACGGUCAUCUUGACCUGUGAGGCCCAGGGCAGUCCCAAGCCAGAGCUCCAGUGGGACGUGGUGAAUGGGAAGCAGCAAUUCCAGUUCACUCUGCCCAGUGUUGUGGAAGACACGGCGGUUCCGAUCAACAACGCAACGACCAACACACGUUUCCUGGUGUUUCACAAUGGCACCGUUAUCAUUCCGCGCAUGAGCAAGAAGGAGGAUGGCAACUACAGCUGCUCUGCCUCCAACGAAGUGGGUAAAGCUGAGGGCACCGUCAAAGUGGUGAUGGCUAGCACCCCAAAACACGCCAUCGAUUCCAGGCCGGACACUACUGGUGGCAAGGGCCGCCAACCUGUUAGCAAACCUGGCCCCAAGACCUCCAUCAACAACGUGAUAAAAUCUGACAAUGAACCCAAAACACUUCCAACUGGGUCAGUCUCUGUUACUGGUGACUCGGAGAAGAUAGGAGAGGGCACCAAAGACCUGCCUUUUGCCAGCAAGUGUGGCAUAAACGACGGCACACAGUACAUAUCCAACCACGCUUUCAACCUGAGCCUGGACGAGCUCAAGCAGUACACCUUUGAUUUUGGGGUGAUCGCACUGGAAGUGUCCGAGACUGAGGCCAAAGUCCAGCUGAACCCACUGCAGCUGCCCAACAGCAAGUCAAACCUCCAGAUCAGCCACACCCAAGACCUGCAGACCGUGGAGAAGGAGCCUUUCAGCCUGUACCAGACCAUCACCAAAAAAUCCACCCUGGACAUGCUCUACCUAUGUGUCAGCACUGGCAAUGGCCACUCCGUUGUUCAGUGGUCCAAGAUUGAGGAUGGUGUCAAUGCCUAUCGUUUCCAAGGCUUAAAGCCUGGCACGAAUUACACGCUCUGUCUCACCUAUGGGGGUCAGGACUGUCAGGUCCAGGUUGUGUUUACCACCAGGAAGAAAAUCCCCUCACUGCUCAUCAUUGUGGUGGUCAGCAUUUUCUUGCUGGCUUUGGCUACUGUGCCUCUGCUUGGAGCCACCUGUUGUCAUCUGCUGUACAAGUAUCAGGGAAAGACCUACAAGCUAAUUAUGAAAGCUCAAAAUCCGGACCAGAUGGAGAAAAACAUAACGACUGACUUUGACCCGAGAGCCUCUUUUGUGGAGUCGGAGAAAACCUUCAAUCCGAGUGAGCUGGGUGAUGAUGUGGAGGGCGACGCAGAGGGAGAGGAGGAGGAUGGGGAAGGUGAGCUCGAGGGCAGCGUGGUAACAGAGUCCAUUGCCGGCUCGCAGUCCAAAACGCAGGAGGAAUUCGAAGUGGGCUCUGAGUACAGCGACAGGUUGCCCCUAGGGGCGGAGGCUGUGAAUAUUUCGGAGGAAAUCAACGGCAAUUACAAACAGCCUGGUCGCUGAGUCAAUUUCAAAACGGUCAAAGAUCUUGUAAAAUAGUAACUUUUAAUCAUGUUAUCAACCAGAUAAUCUACCAAUCAUUUCACAUGUAAUCGCCCUGAUAAAGGUGGGUUGCCUAUUUUACCUCAGUACAGUGUCAAUCGAUGUAUAUGAUUUUCCAAAUGGAAGGGAGGUUUUCGAAACUAAGAAUGAGCGCUCUGGAUAGGGCGAACGGAUCACCCGUCUUUUCUGAGAGAAGAAAAUGUAGGCUACAGUUAAACGUAGCCUACGGAAAUGGGCUACUAAACUAAAAAAAGCCAAUCGAAUAAAACUUUGUAGUCAUCAGUGUUUACAAAUCUCGACUGAUAGUUAUUGGAAAGUCUUUUAUGAAGGGCGUAGGCAAGCGUAUCAUUUGUGACAUUUCAGCGUCCGCUUCAGUUGAUCGGAUUGCUGGGUAGCGGUGUUAUAUUGAACAUGUCCAUGCACUGACUCCGUUCCAUUGUUCUUCGGGACUUCAGCUGAUGAUACCCAACGGAACUUUUUGAGCAAUGUUAGUUGCCAAUGUUCCUGAUUAUUGUUGGUCUAGCACGUCCCCAUUGAUAUUGAGCAACAUUUUUUUCUGGAGAACUAGUAAUCAUCAGUAGGCAAAUUAUCACGACCAACGACCAUCCAACCACAGCGAGGUGGUUAUGUGGUGGCCAGCAUCAGCAACAUUGCUCGAAAAGUUGCCUCAUGUAUCAUCACCUUUAGAGGGAUUUCACUUUACCCAUUCUCACGGCUUGUACGUACAGUGCUUGGAAACGUUAACUCAAGCCUAUUUCAACGGACGCAGAUAAAUGUAAUGUGAGACUCUAAAACGUGUGACUUUAACCUCUAUGGCGAACGGGUGCUAUCCUCUCCUCUCUGGAUUGAUUCUGAACGUGUCCUUUCUCUUCUUUGAGAUACUUGUCCGUGGCAUGUCACACAGAAGUAUUUUAAUGUGUGUUUCAUUAGAAAAUAGGACGAUAGAUAUCCUAAAUGUUGAUAUGUGAUGUAAGCCCAUCAAAUUCAAAAGAUUUCUCUUUUAUAUGAUUAUACAUCGUCGAUUUCUACUAUCACCUAUAGCGCAGAAGAGCGCCUGGAGGUUUCGAGUGUUCUGUAAAUUGACGCAGUGACUUGUUUUGUGACCAACUGUCUGACGAUGUUGUAAAAAAAUCCCAAACGUUUUCAGAUUUUGAUAUGAUUUUAUGUACGUGAACUUAAUAAAACUUAAGAAAAAG
Messenger RNA from Sardina pilchardus (European sardine), 3570 nucleotides. RefSeq names its product immunoglobulin superfamily containing leucine-rich repeat 2 (gene islr2). The transcript is spliced from 2 exons. Bases 206 to 2335 code for a protein of 709 amino acids. NCBI's taxonomy places the organism in Eukaryota, Metazoa, Chordata, Actinopteri, Clupeiformes, Clupeidae. The record is from RefSeq and is a predicted model, not a curated record. Gene Ontology annotation, molecular function: protein binding.